AUGGAUUUUAGCCCUGUUUGAUAGUCUAAUCGAUCAAACAUGGAGGCGAAGGUCAAAAUUAAAACUGAACCUGUGGUCGUUUCCACGCCAGUAAAUUCACCGAAUUUUGGCUCCAAUUCCCCUUCAACGACAACAACAGGAGCGACCGCCACACAGGGAGUACCUAACCUUACUUCAAGUUCUGCUUCUAGUACUCAAUUUUCACACUUACCGGGGUUUGAUUUUGGUAGCGUGCGGCCGCCGUUUCCUUCGCCGGGAGCCACGGGGUCGAAUCACAGCGGCCCAGCUACGGUGCAGUCGUUGUUACAGCAACAAGCUCACUUGCUGCACUUACAGCAAGCACAUCAGCUGCAUGAAUUGCAGCAGCAACAGCAGCAGCGGCAUGUUACUGUUGGUCCUGAAUUGCCGAGUCCUGGGGGCCAAGUACCGCAUCCACACAUUGGAUAUCCUGGAAAUGUGCAAUCUCAUGCAGCAGCCAACAUGCUACCAAUGCCUUCAUCCCAUCAACUGACCCUAGCAAGCCAACUUGCCCGGCUUCGUCCAGGCAUGAUGCCAAACCUCGGGGCACAAGACCUAGCAGGGCAAGGCGCCAGUCUAGCCGCAGCCGCUGCAGCGGCUAGCUUAGGUUUGCCGUUUGGUUUACCACACCCGCAUGGUCUUCCAUUGCAUAGUCUUGGGCUAGGGCUCGGUGGAAUGGCUCCUAAUGCAGAUAGACAGGGCAUCAUGGCUGGAUUUGGUGUAACGACACAACAACAGACGAUGAGCAACUCUACCAAUUACCCAUCCAGUUUUCCUUCCAUCCCGCCACCCCUGAUGUCACCUGACUACUCAGCUGACAUGAUGCCUACAGAAGUCUUUGCAUCUGUCCCUACAGCUCCUACUGCAGUCAACUCAGUUGCACCAGCAUGCAGUCAAGGUGACAUGACUGGUUCAGAUUGUAGUGACCGACCAGGAAUGACGUGGCUGGACGCUGCCCAGGUCGUUUUAGAAGAAGCCGCAUGUCCUCUGCACAUCAAAGUCAUCAAGCAGCGUAUUUUAGACCGAGGUCUGGUCCAAUCCAGUGCCAAGUCGUCAUUAGAAGCGGUUCUCUACCGCGACACUCAGCGCGGCAGUCGACGAUUCAAACGCGUGGAAGGACAAAACGGAGUCUUCGGAAUAAUGACAGCAGAAGAUAAAGUGAGAAAGCGCAACGCGCCGACUCACACCACAUCACGUAAACGAGCGACGCCAAAGGACAAUGCCGCAGUCCAGUCCCUACGCUACAAGGUUAAAUACCGCAAGCUACGAAAGCUCAUCAAACUCAUGAUAUUCGAAAAUGCCGCUUUGAAUGAUGAGGUGUGUCGUACCGAGCAGAAAGUCAAGCGAGCGCAGCAAGAACGAUUCUUCCUCUUACAACGCGUCCUGCACUACCAAGAAAUCUGCGACGUCCCGCCCACUUCCACCAAAGCCACGCCCUCCUCCCGGCGCCCGGUAUCCAAACGUCAUGGGACCAGUGAAGGUGGCGACGGACAUCUGAUUUCAUCACUGUCGUCACUAAACAAACGCGAGAAAGGGAACAAGAAUAAGAGGAAACAUAAGAAAGCUAAAAAGUCUGAAAAGGAUAAGCCAAGAAAGGAUUCUGGCAGGUCAAAAUCCAAAAGGUCAUCGAGCAUGUCAAGUAAGCGUCUUGUGCAGCAGAUACCAUUAGAUUCUGAAGGCAUGCCAAUAUUUCCCAUCAAGCUAAGCAGCCUGACUGUUCACAGUCUUGGUCAAAUCAUAACAGAUCGACCCGCUUACCACGGCGAACAUUGCAUCUACCCAGCUGGAUUCUGCAGCAGUCGUAUGUACACCAGCGCUAAGGAUCCUAACGUCACGUGUCUGUACACGUGUAAAGUGCUGGAUGCUGGCCAGCAACCAAGGUUUGAGAUUGUUGCAGAGGAUGAACCGGAUCAUCCAUUUGUUGGUUCGUCACCGACGGAAUGUCACGACAAUUUGCUGGAUGAAAUCAAUACAUAUGGUGGUCAAGAGAUUCCCAGCGCAAAAGGCAAGGGAACCGACUUUUUUGGACUGACGCACCCAACGAUCCAAAACCUGAUCCAGUGUUCGCCGGGUGCGCGGAAGUGCCUCAGUUACAAGUGGAUGAAGUUCACGACAACACGGUCACAUGACCAGGAGGUCAAAGGUCAAACCAAACACAAGGCAAGGGACUCUGGGAAGAAAAGCCGUCGGGAAGGAGGGAGCAGCGUCAGGAAAUCUGACCAAUCAGAUCUGAAGCAAGAUCAAGACUUGAAUAUUUCCACAUCAACAGAACCGCCCUGCUCUGUGACAUCAGGGAGUAGUCUACGAUAUCUACUAACGACCGCCACCGACACAAUCCAAACAGAUACGAGAGUUCAAACUAAAACGAGUGAAGAACCUUCCAUUGUACUCAGUACUAUGCAAACUCGAUCCAAACCAACUAUAACUAAGGAGGAACACAAAGUCAGCACCAUUCAAACCAGAUCUAAACCAGCAGUAGUGACUGUUACUAAAACUAAACCGGAUUUGCAAACCCAAACUAAAACCAAACCGGAUUUGCAAACCCAAAGUAAACCUAAACCGGAUUUGCAAACCCAAAGUAAACCUAAACUGGAUUUGCAAACCCAAACUAAAACUAAACCGGAUUUGCAGACCACCCGAGUUCAAACCAGAUCUAACCUGCCUAACCAGGUUCAGACAAGGUCUAAACCAAUCGCUGCUCCAGUAGUAACCAAAACUGAACCACAAGGAGAGAAAUCUGAUAAAUGAAUGCACGGCAUGUCACUGGUAUGCAAUGGUUGUCUUAAAUGUAAUGUUGCAUGGGAACCAGUGAUGUGAGCUCUGGUUUCUGCCCCUUCUUUUAAGUUUUUGUAUUUAAGGACCAGAAACCAGACUACUUCCCUUCCCUGGUAUGCAUUCCAUGUAAAUGGUGGACUGUAUGUGGAAACCAGUGAUAUGCAAAUUGUCUCCUUCCAUUACCCUCUUUAAAGGGGCACUGCGUCCUGAAAUGUUCAUGUUUUGGAUUGUGUACUUAUCCUAUUUCGAACAUAUGGUUGAAAGGAAACCAACCUAUAAUGUCUUACCGUUCCCGAGAAAAGAUAUUUUCCUGUCGUUUUCAGUCAAUGUACGAUGCCCGUUGUGUACAAUGUCACAUAAAUUACACACAGCACCAAUGCACAAAUGUGGUUUCUAACACGUCUGCAGAAGGCGAACACUUUAUGGCUGGAAUCACAACUAGCAUGAACAGCCUGACUUUCUGGGGUUGCAAACAAUGGACGUCGAAAGUCGUUCUCGCACGAAUAACACAAGAAUAACUCAAAAACGGCCAUCUUUUAAAGGAUAGUUGUGUGGAUGUUUAUAUCCUACUUUUUAAUGUUCUUUCCGAUUAAACAGCGUUUCGUUCAAAGCGCGUUUUGUAGCCCAAGUAGGCGCAUUCCAUGAUGCAGUGUCCCUUUAAUUAACUUGUGAAAAUGAAAACACCAGCAAAUCCUUUUCAGUUUCCUAUAUUUUGUUUCACUUUUAUUUCACAAGAGAAUUCAAUAUCUUCUGAAGGAAGUCAUGUUACAUGAUUGCAUUCAGUUUGUGUCUUGCAAAAUAAAUAUAUAGUUUCAAACCUGUAA
Molecule: messenger RNA, 3617 nt
Organism: Patiria miniata (bat star)
Lineage: Eukaryota; Metazoa; Echinodermata; Asteroidea; Valvatida; Asterinidae
Exons: 12
Coding region: 40-2766 (908 amino acids)
Biological process (GO): regulation of cell cycle; regulation of DNA-templated transcription
Cellular component (GO): nucleus
Source: RefSeq, a predicted model, not a curated record